AACCUUGGUAAGUUGGAAUUGCACUUCAAAUCCGGUGAGUUAUGGCUUCUAUUCCUAUUAUUGUUACUUGCACCUCAUGUCAUAUGUUUAGCUUAGCCUUCUCUGUCAGCUGCGAGGGCUUUAUAUGCGAUAAAUGCAGGGAAAUAGUUAGGCUGACAGAGAAGAUCUUAGAAUUAGAGUCUCGCAUCCAAUCCUUAUCUGAGGAUAGUAAGAGUUUAACGACGAUAGAAAACACUUUGGAUGCGAGCAACAUUAGCGCACACAGCUCGGUUCCGGUUGAAAAUCCUCCGCAGCUGGGAAACUUCGUGACUGUGAGACGGCGUAGUCGCAGGACAAAACAUCACUCGACCGUUCCGAUUACAGUCUCGAACAGGUUUGCCCCGCUCAGUGACGCACCGGCUGAGAAACCUGCUGAAAGUGCCCUAGUUAUCGGUGAUUCUAUUGUUCGGAACGUUAACAUAGAGGCACCAGCCACCAUAGUCCAAUGUUUACCGGGAGCCAGAGCGCCUGACAUCAAGUCAAAUUUAAAUGUGCUGGCUAAGGCUAAUCGUAAAUUCAGUAAGAUUGUCAUUCACGUCGGCACAAAUGAUGUUCGACUCCGUCAAUCGGAGAUCACAAAAGAUAACAUUAAAGAGGUGUGUGAGCUCGCAAGCAUGAUGUCAGACACUGUAAUAUUCUCUGGCCCCCUCAAUGCUUAUCGUGGUGAUGAGAUUUAUAGCAGAUUAUCAUCACUAAAUGGCUGGUUGUCUGAGUGGUGCCUGCAGAAUGAUAUAGUUUUUAUAAAUAACUGGAAGAGUUUUGAGGGCAGACCUGACCUGUUGAAACGAGAUGGUCUCCAUCCCUCCUGGGCUGGGACUUCCAUCCUGUCUAGAAAUAUGGCAAAAAGUCUUAAUGCUAAUGCUAAAACUUGACUCGCUGGGGCCCAG
Triplophysa rosa is the source of this 926-nucleotide messenger RNA. RefSeq lists its product as uncharacterized. The transcript has a single exon. Lineage: Eukaryota; Metazoa; Chordata; Actinopteri; Cypriniformes; Nemacheilidae. Bases 42 to 911 code for a protein of 289 amino acids. The record is from RefSeq and is a predicted model, not a curated record.